Molecule: messenger RNA, 2744 nt
Organism: Vitrella brassicaformis
Lineage: Eukaryota; Vitrellaceae
Source: the annotation of a GenBank genome assembly
CUUUGGUUGACAGAUCUGGUACGCCGGGCCUUUCAGUCACACCAAUCGUGUGCAAGCCCUUUGUCGCUGGCUGCUUGCGUGCCUGCGCCUGCCUGCGGGACGUGCCUGAACAGAAGGCACCUCCCUCCCUCCCUCCCUCUCCUCCUCUCCCGCAACACUCUGUCUUCCUUGCUUUAGCUGAGUGAGUGUGCUGUGUGGCUCCACCGGUCGUCUGUCGUCGGUUGUGUGUAUGAAGCCAUCGUGCCUUGUCCGGGGUAGUCCGCGGAGCCUCACCAGCCUCACGACGUGCUGUCCGUCAUCGCCCUGCUCGGUGAUGGACGCACCCCCACGCAAGGGCGGAAGCGACACCGAGGUGAGGCAGACCGACGACACGCAAAUCAGGACCGUCACGAGUGAUCUGGGUGUAUGUCUACUGUGUUGUUGGUUGUUUGCAGUUCCCAAGUGACUUUGCGCCUUUGCCGAAGGCUUUGCUGUCUUUCCUGGACGAGGGCGCCGACGCGCCAUCACUGUGCGACGACAUCAAUCGCUGUCCGUCGAUGCCGAGUGGCCAGCUGUGGAGCAGCAAGGUCUUCGUCGAGAGGAAGCAAAGCGGUGAGCGAGAGAGAGAGGCCCUCGUGUGAGCCAUGUGCACAGACAGACAUGCGGUAUGUCUGUUGGUGGAAUCGCAGAUGAGCCGCCCGAGUUGCCUGCGUCGCCCAUCCCCCCACCCCCGCCAGCCAGAUCUCCCAAACGGAUGAUCAGCCUGCCUAACCCACGUACGAAGGCACAGAACCCUCUUUGCUCUGCUUUGAUGACGCGCCUGCGACACGCCAUGGAACGCCUUCCUUCUCCUCUCUUGUGUAACUGCGUGUCCUCCCUCAUGCAGCCCCCUCGUAUGCGCUGGACGUCCCGUCGCCUCCGUCUGCCCCGUCGCCUCCGUCUGCCCCCGGGACGACCAGGCACCACAAUCCUCCUUGGCACCACGCCCACACAUACCCUCACAUGUGCAGAUCGCCGCAGGCACACACCCAUGCGCAUGCGCAUGUGCAUUCGCACAGGGGAUACGCGCAGCCGCCCGUCAACAACUUUAGGGGGCGGGGGGGAAAUGGAGGGGGCAACGCGGCCGCCGGCAGGAGAGGGCGCUUCAAGCGGGUGAUCGAGGUGAGUCUGCGCACCCUCAUCGAAUGAUGCAGCUGUGAAUGUGUGCGUGUGUGAUUGUGGUUGUCAGAAUGUGCCCCAGUUUGUGUGCCGUCGGUUCGUGUCCUCCCGCACCACAGACACAGCAGCAGCCGCAGCACAUGGCAAUGGCGGAGGGGAAGCUGCGUCAGCGGCCGGCGAGAAGCUCUUCGAGACCGACUGGUUCUUCACCGAUGUGCCCCCCGAGCACCGUGCAGUGCGCCUGCCAGACCAGUCGGCGUCGUGCUACCACUUCUACCUUCUGGACGACGUCAAGGACGAUGUGCUCGGUAGGACACGGAUGCACCUGCAGAUGCGCGAAGGUCUGUGUGAUGCGAGAUGAGAUGUCUGUGAGUGAGUGCAGGUAUGGAGGAGUGCGUGCGGGGUCUGCAGGAGGAGUAUGACCAGGCCAACAGGGAGGUCUCGUCGCUGAAGCAGCAGCUGGCCGCGGCGGCGGCGCAGUUCGAGCAGAACGCGGCGACCAUCCUGCAGCUUGCGCCACAGACGCAGGACAUACCCCAACAGAUGACCGAGCUCCCGCACUGGUAUGCGACACACACACGCAUCAGAGACCUUCGACACUCAUGAAGGAAUGAAUUGUGCGUGCAGGUACUCCAAGACCGGCGCAGAGCGGCCCAGCAAGGCUCACGCUGGUGCUGGUGCUGCUGGUGGUGGUGGUGGUGGUGGUGUUGGCUACACUCCGUCACUGCCACCGCCGCCCCCCAUGAGAGCACCUCCCUCGUAAGUGUCACCACCCACCCAUGCCAUGCGCAUCGAUCCACUUGUCUUCAUGCAUGUGUCUCCUCCUCCAGAUGUGGCAGCGCUGGCAGUCGUUCGCCCCCGCCACCAGCACCAUCACCAUCACCCGCACCACCGUCACCAGUCCCAUCGGCAGCAUCAGGUCCAGCGGCGCCCACGCAGCAUCCGUUGUCGAGUCUGUCGUCCAUCGUGCACUCGAUCGAGCAGGCCCGCGGCGGCCGGCCCAUCGCCGCGACAGAGUUCGACACGCUCAUGAAGCUGCUGGGGAGGGAAUGACCAGGAGGCCCAUCAGGGAGGGAGGGCGGCAGGUAUUGGGUGGGGGAUGGAUGAUUCGCAUGGGGGAUGGUACUGGGGUGCCAGAGGUGGGAUGGGGUGGGUGUUUUUAUAUAUUGUAUACGACGUAUUACUUCCUGUUUGCCUGCAGUGGGUGGCGAGUGUGUGUCUCUCUUCGUGCUGAUGUCUCAAAUAGCCGCUUCUCAUCAGCUCUUGUCGGCAGGAUCGUCUGAGCGGCACGGGCAAUUGAGAAGUGGCCAGUGGCGGACAUCAGUGCACACACACAGACACACGCGCACACACACCGCGGGAUGGAUGCAUGGACGGCUGGCCGGCUGAGAUGAUGAUGCACAGUGGGCUGAUUGAGUUGCUUGGUGUGUUGGUAUUUUCGUGUGAGAGAGCGGCAGUGGCAGUGAGUGGCAUUGCCGCCAUGCGAUCAAUCAAUCAAUCGAUGGCUGGGUAUCUGGCUGGCUAACUGGGUGACUUAAGUGUCCGGGGGGCUGUGUCUGCGUCGUGUCUGUCUGUACGUGUGUGCCGGGUGGUAGCCGUGGUUGAGG